Molecule: messenger RNA, 1013 nt
Organism: Callithrix jacchus (white-tufted-ear marmoset)
Lineage: Eukaryota; Metazoa; Chordata; Mammalia; Primates; Cebidae
Gene: EIF4EBP1
Product: eukaryotic translation initiation factor 4E binding protein 1
Biological process (GO): negative regulation of translational initiation
Cellular component (GO): cytoplasm
Molecular function (GO): eukaryotic initiation factor 4E binding
Source: RefSeq, a predicted model, not a curated record
AGCCCGUGAGCAGGCGGGCGUGGAUCGGGGGGCGGCAGGAGAAUCCACGUGCAAGCAGCGGCCUGGAGCUGGGUGGGGCUGCGGCGCGGACUACAAAUCCCAGGGGCGUGGGCCUGGAGAGGCGGAAGGGGCGUCCUGGGGCGGGGCGGGCCGGGGCGAGGCGGAGCGAGGCUGCAGGCGCGGGAGGGCAGGGAGAGGUUCGCGGUUGCAGCGCACAGGAGACCAUGUCCGGGGGCAGCAGCUGCAGCCAGACCCCAAGCCGAGCCAUCCCCGCCACUCGCCGGGUCGUGCUCGGCGACGGCGUGCAGCUCCCGCCCGGGGACUACAGUACGACCCCCGGAGGCACGCUCUUCAGCACCACCCCGGGAGGUACCAGGAUCAUCUACGACCGGAAAUUCUUGAUGGAGUGUCGGAACUCACCUGUGACCAAAACACCCCCAAGGGAUCUGCCUGCCAUUCCUGGGGUCACCAGCCCUGCCGGUGAUGAGCCCCCCACGGAAGCCAGCCAGAGUCACCUGCGAAAUAGCCCAGAAGAUAAGCGGGCAGGCAGUGAAGAGUCACAGUUUGAAAUGGACAUUUAAAGCACCAGCCAUCGCAUGGAGCGCUGCCAAGGAGCCACUCAGGCCCUUCCCGGGAGGAGUCCCACCAGCCAGGCCUUAUAACAGUGAUCAUCCUGAGCAGGUGUCGGCGUGGGGUCGGCCACCCCAGCCCUCUCUCCCUCACUCAGGGCACCUGCCCCUCCUCUUUGUGAACACCAGCAGAUACCUCCUUGUGCCUCCACUGAUGCGGGAGCUGCCGCCCCAAGGGGAAUGACCCCUGCCAGCCAGCACACACUGCAGCCAAGGGCCAGGAAGUGGACAAGAACGAGCCCUUCCUUCCGAAUGAUCGGCUCCUCCAGACCCUCACUGCUGAGGGUGCAACCACCCCUUCCUUAGUGAUGUGCCUGGGAAAGCUCCCUUCCCCCUCCUUCCCCAAGAGAGGAAAUAAAAGCCACCUUCGCCCUAGGGCCGAGA